GGCGGAGCGCCAUGAUUUUCUCUCUGGCCGCAGCAAAAGCCAUGAGCGGUGGUGGCGGCGACGGCGGCGGCCUCAACAGCUCGUCCCCCCUCGACCCGUUCGACUCCACCUGGAACCUCGGCGAAGAUCCGUCCAACUCCUCCGUGGAGCCCGUCGCGCGAACUCUGAUACCCGACCUGCAGCCGGCGACCACCGUCGUGGCUGUCCAGGAAGUCAGCCCCUGGGAUAUUGCGCUGUGCGUGACCGGGACGCUCAUCUCCUGCGAGAACGCUCUGGUGAUCGCCGUGCUGUUCUACACGCCCACACUGCGGGCCCCCAUGUUCAUCCUGAUCGGAUCGCUGGCAGUGGCAGACCUGUUCGCGGGCCUCGGCCUCAUCUUGAACUUUGUCUUCACGUACAUGGUGGACAACUCGGUGGAGUUUGUGAUGCUGCUGUCAGUCGGACUCCUCAUCUCGGCCUUCUCGGCGUCCGUCCUGAACAUUCUCGCCAUCACGGUGGACCGCUACUUGUCGCUGUACAACGCCCUGACUUACCACACCGAGCGGACAGUCACCUUCACCUACGUGAUGGUGGCGUGCAUCUGGGUGUCGUGUCUCGCGCUCGGCCUGCUGCCCGCGCUCGGCUGGAACUGCUUGAGAGACGAGUCCGCGUGCAGCGUUUGCCGCCCCGUGACCAAGAACAAUGCCGUGGCGCUGGCGGUCACCUUCCUCCUGGUCUUUGCACUAAUGAUGCAGCUCUACCUUCAGAUCUGCAAGAUUGCCUUCCGCCACGCGCAGCAGAUCGCGGUGCAGCACCAGUUCGUGGCCAUCUCCACCACCAAAGGUGUCUCCACGCUGUCGGCCAUCCUGUGUGCCUUCGGGGUGUGCUGGCUGCCGUUUGCCAUGUACUCCAUCGUGGCGGACUCCAGCUACCCUGUGAUAUACACCUACGCCACGGUGCUCCCGGCGACCUGCUGCUCCGUGAUCAACCCCAUCAUCUACGCGUUCCGGAACCCGGACAUCCAGAAGUCGCUGUGGAUGGCGUGCUGCGGGUGCAUCCCUUCCAACCUUUCCCUCAGACCCAGGACUUCCAGUGACGUGUAGCGCAGGAAAUAGUUUUUUGUUUGGCGUGACAGAAAACCGGCGAAAGGUUGGAAGGUUACAGCCAAGUAACGGCAUUCCUGGUGGCAAAUACCUCGCCUGGUCCACAGGGAGAAGGGAGGACAAAGAGAUAAAGCUAAUUCAAGACCAUGUCCUGUCCGCUUGAAGAAAACCAACAGUGGUGUUUGAUAAGUUUGCCAACUGGGUCCUGGGUAGCACAUAUGCGAGUAUGAUGAUUUCUCCACAGGACCUCAGCUUGGGGAACACGGUGUGGUUAUGCAAUCAGAGGGAGUGAAGUGGUCUUAUUAUUAUAAUAAUAAUAUUUGUUAUAAUAAUAAUAAUAACGACAAGGUACAUGAUUUCACGAUGGUUGUGUUUUGACAAAGACGUGGAGCUACGUUACGGCGACGAUGAUCUAGUGAACUACAUUUGCAGCCGUUUAUUUAUAGACAGUGAGUGAGAGAAUGACGACGGUUGUGUAAAGGUUGUCGUUUAAGAAAAAAAAAAAAAAGGUCAAUCAUACAUCGUCCCAAUCCGAUCUAAUCUAAUCUAAUCUGCCCGUGUCAUAAUGCAUAGGCAGACACCUGGAGUGGGUUUUCCAUAUUUAGGUCGACGUUUGCUUGUCCUUGUGUGUGUGUGUGUGUGGGAAUAAAAUCCGCCCCCUGCUGGAGAAAAAAAAACAAGUUUCUGAGCCGCACCCCCUCCCACGAAAUCACCCCCCCCUCCCCUGCUGUGACGCUGAGAGAGAGUGUGAGAGAGAGAGAG
Messenger RNA from Solea senegalensis (Senegalese sole), 1844 nucleotides. It is a transcript of the gene gpr185b, whose product is annotated as G protein-coupled receptor 185 b. The record is from RefSeq and is a predicted model, not a curated record. Bases 12 to 1082 code for a protein of 356 amino acids. Gene Ontology annotation, molecular function: G protein-coupled receptor activity. The transcript has 2 exons. Gene Ontology annotation, biological process: G protein-coupled receptor signaling pathway. Lineage: Eukaryota; Metazoa; Chordata; Actinopteri; Pleuronectiformes; Soleidae. Gene Ontology annotation, cellular component: membrane.